UUUUUUCGGAAAAAGAUCUAGAAAAUGAUCAAUUGGACCCUUUGAUUUUUUUUUUUAAACACUGGUUAAAGGGUAUCUAACUGGUUUAUGCGAUAUGUGGUUUGGUAGAAUUGUGCUCUCAAAAUGUUAUGAAACUUGCCUAACCAAACGUACGAUGGGCUUGAACGUGUGUGUUCAAUCAUGAAGUUACACUUACAAACAUAACACAGCCGAUAUUUAUGUUUAUUUGGGCUGUAUAAGGGCCCACUAAAAAUAUAUGUCGAACUUUUACCCACGUCACGAAUUGUUGCUGUUGUCUUUAAAACGCCACCGUUUUAAGAAACCAGAGUCUUACCAAAUCGUGAUUCAGUUGAUAAGCCAGGGAUCUUAUAACGUCGCUCUACCACUAUAAGCAAACUAACCUAUCUUAUCUUGCUCAUAAUUUUUUUUCCAUACUAGCGUCUCUUGUUUUCUUUGAAUUCAAAAAAAAAAUCUUUCUUUUUUCUUUUCACCUUUAUAGUAACUAAUUUAAUUUUCCCACGCUAUAAAUAUCAGAUCGUCACCCACAACAAAUGCUCAAAAGCAAACCAACAAAGAAAAUUAAAACGAACUCUCUCUGCACUGCUCAAUCUCGCUUUUGCUCGCGUUUCCAGAUUCUUCGAUCGGCGAGAAACCUAUCAUCAUCUAAUCUCUGCAGAGCUGCUGUGCAGUAAUGGCUACUGUAGAGAAGGAACUCACGUUCUUGAUUCUUCAAUUUCUCGAUGAAGAGAAACACAAGGAAACUGUUCACAGAUUGGAAUCGGAGUCUGGUUGUUACUUCAACAUGCGUUACUUUGAGGAACUGGUGACUAAUGGCGAGUGGGACGAAAUGGAGAAGUAUCUUUCUGGAUUCACCAAGAUUCAGGACAACGAACAGUCCAUGGAAAUCUUCUUUGAGAUCCGAAAGCAAAAGUAUCUCGAAGCGUUGGAUAAGGGUGAUCAUGCUAAAGCUUUGGACAUAUUACGCAAGGAUCUGAGGUUUUGUGCACCUUUUUCUGAAGAUAUCUUCAAGGAAAUGAUGCUGCUUUUGACACUGGACGACUUUAGAGAAAACCCGAAACUCUCUACGUACAAGGACACAGAGUCAGAGAGAGGUCUUCUGUUUCCUGUCUUAGAGAAACUGAUAAAGACUAAUCCACUUUUCCGCGACAAACUCGAUUUUCCUACUGUCAAGACUUCAAGGUUGCGUACUCUAAUCAACCAAAGUUUAAACUGGCAGCAUCAUCUAUGUAAGAAUCCUAGGCCAAAUCUUGAAAUCGAGACUCUGUUUGUGGACCAUAUAUGCAAGAAACCCAUUGCUGCGCGAGCUGCAUCCCCUGCUACAAAUCAUCCCAAUAUUGCAACUGAAGUGUUGUCACCUCAUGAUCCUACUCCUGGUUCAACAAUCCCAGCUGCUCCUGGUGCUCUUGGUGCUCCUGUCAGGCGUCGUCGUUCUGCAUCUUCACGUCCUGCUGCUGGUCAUAUGGAAUGUCAAACUGCUGAUUCUAACAAUCCUUUGAAGAGAUCAAGGCCGUGUGAAACCUCACAGGAGGUGGGUAAUAUUCCGCCAGUUCCAUAUUCUGGCCAGCCCCAUGGACAUAAUACAUUAUCACCUGAUGACUUGCCCAAGAUAGUUGUUGCAACUCUUCCUCAGGGUUCACCUGUCACUAGCAUGGACUUCCAUCCAUUUCAGCAAAUUGUACUACUGGUUGGUACAUUUGGUGGUGAUGUUUUCCUGUGGGACGUGGGUAUUCGUAGAAAGAUUUCAGAGAAGUGUUUUGAUGUCUGGAAGCCUGAUGCAUGUUCAAUAGAAUUGCAGACAUCUUUAUACGCUGAUGAGACGGCAUCGGUAAAUCACGUGGCAUGGUGUCCUGAUGGAACUCUGUUUGGCGUGGCAUACUCAAAAAACAUCGUGCAUAUCUAUUCCUUUGGUUGGGAAAAUGUCGUACGAAGUCGUCUGGAGAUUGAAGCUCAUACAGGAGGUGUCAACCAUCUUGCCUUUUCAUAUCCUAACGAACAACUAUAUGUUGUUACUUGUGGGGAUGACAGACUCAUUAAGGUUUGGGAUGCUAUUACUGGGGCUAUACGGUUUACUUUUGAGGGUCAUGAAGCUCCUGUGUUCUCUGUUUGUACUCACCAAAAGGAAAAUAUCCAGUUUGUCUUCUCAACAGCAACUGAUGGAAAAGUAAAAACUUGGCUGUAUGAUGAGUUGGGUGCGAGAGGUACCUAUGACGCACCUGGCCAUUCUUCGUCAAGAAUGGCAUACAGCAGCAAUGGAACAAGGUUGUUUUCCUGUGGUACAAACAACGAAGGAGAGUCAUUCUUAGUCGAGUGGGAAGAUAGUGAAGGCUCUAUAAAAAGAACAUAUCAAGGCCUUGGACAACGUGCUGUAGGGAUUGUACAAUUUGACACAACCAAGAAUAGAUUCUUAGCUGCUGGCGAUGAAUCGACUAUCAAAAUUUGGGACAUGGACAACACAAAUCCUUUGACUACUAUUCAUGCAGAUGGUGGCUUACCGGCUUCUCCUUGUGUUAGAUUUAAUAAGGAAGGAACACUUUUAGCUGUCUCAACCGGUGACUAUGGUGUUAGAAUUCUCGCUACUGAUAAUGGAUUCAGGUUGCUGAGAACAGCAGAAAAUCGCUUACUUGCCACUAAGGUUCCUGGAGGUGUUGGCUUUGGUUCUUCAAAUGCAAAUGCAGAUCAAUCUACCUCUUUUGCAGCUACGAAGAAAAAUGAAGUGCGACCUCUGGCUGAUGGGAUGCCCAGAACAUCUAAUGUUUCAGGUGAAGGAUCUACGAGGUGGAAAGUUACAGAGAUUACAGAACCAUCUCAGUGCUACUCCUUGAGGCUCCCUGACAAUGUGACAGACACGAAGGUUUCCAGAUUAAUCUACACAAAUUCUGGAUCUGAAGUACUGGCCUUGGCUUCUAAUGGAGAGCACAAGUUGUGGAAAUGGCAGAAUAGCGAUGAUAAUUUGGAUGGAAAGGCAACUGCUAAGGCACGCCCAGUAUUAUGGAAACCUAAAAGUGGGAUUACAAUGAUUAAUGAGACAAGUGAUACAAACCCGGAAGAGGCUAUUCCCUGUCUUGCUCUCUCAAAGAAUGACUCCUACCUUGUGUCAGCUUCAGGGGGGCAAAUCUCUGUGUUCAACAUGGUGACCUUCAAGAGUAUGGUGACGUGCAUGCCUCCACCGCCUGCAGCAACAUUUCUUGCGUUUUAUCCUUCAGAAAAUAAUAUCAUUUGCAUUGGCUUGGAGGAUUCAUCUAUCAAAAUCUACAAUCUUAGAAGUGGCGAGGUGAGAGCUGUAUUGAAAGGCCAUAAGAACAGAAUAACAGGGCUUGCUUUCUCACGGGGUAUGGACGUUCUAGUUUCUUCGGGUGCUGAUUCACAGUUGUGCGUUUGGGGCAUGUUUAGAUGGAGGAAGCGACAUAGUAAGUAUUUACAAGUUCCACAAGGAAGAUCAACGCCGGCUGUUUCAAAUACCCGAGUGCAGUUCCAUCAAAAUGGGAUUCAUCUGUUGGUGGUCAAUGAAACGCAUAUAGCCAUUUACCAUGCUCGGAAACUGGACUUGUUGAAUAAUUGGUUUCGAUUGGAAGCGACUACUCCAAUCACAUCAGGUACAUAUUCAGGUGAUAGCCAGUCAAUCUUUGUGAGCUUUGAAGAUGGUACUGUGGAUGUCCUCACUGCGUCAAAUCUGAGACUGAGAUGUCGGAUUAAUCCAACAGCUUACUUGCCUUCGAACCCAAGCUCAAGAGCAUAUCCGCUAGUGAUCGCAGCUCAUCCGUCAGAGAGUAACCAGUUUGCAGUGGGGCUCAGUAAUGGCCAUGUCUAUGUGGUGGAACCAUCGAAAACAGAAGGAACAUGGGAAACCUCGCCUCCAGGCUCCAGCUGACAACUUUAGAGUUUUAUAGAUUUUGUUUUUGGUCAAAAAAGCUUUAAUAUAGUCUUUACUUUGUAUAGUCACUCAAAUGAUCUCAAACAAAAGUAACAUGGGGAACA
This is a messenger RNA of Raphanus sativus (radish), 3996 nucleotides long. Its product is annotated as topless-related protein 4-like. The transcript is spliced from 26 exons. Lineage: Eukaryota; Viridiplantae; Streptophyta; Magnoliopsida; Brassicales; Brassicaceae. Bases 692 to 3889 code for a protein of 1065 amino acids. Gene Ontology annotation, molecular function: protein binding. Gene Ontology annotation, biological process: regulation of DNA-templated transcription. The record is from RefSeq and is a predicted model, not a curated record.